Molecule: messenger RNA, 2975 nt
Organism: Oncorhynchus nerka (sockeye salmon)
Lineage: Eukaryota; Metazoa; Chordata; Actinopteri; Salmoniformes; Salmonidae
Product: short stature homeobox protein
Exons: 6
Coding region: 128-1057 (309 amino acids)
Biological process (GO): regulation of transcription by RNA polymerase II
Cellular component (GO): nucleus
Molecular function (GO): sequence-specific double-stranded DNA binding; DNA-binding transcription factor activity, RNA polymerase II-specific
Source: RefSeq, a predicted model, not a curated record
GAUCUCACCUCUUCUCCACCCCCAAUAUCGCUUAUUUUUACGACCGAGCGCUGCGUCUUGAGCUGACAACUAACGUUAAAUCGGUCAUUUUAAAGUGGGGUUCCGUGCUCAGGACCACUGAACGGCCAUGGAAGAACUUACGGCGUUCGUCUCGAAAUCUUUCGAGCAGAAAACCAAGGAGAGCAGUAAGGAGAGUAUCACGUACAGGGAAGUUUUGGAGAGUGGCUUGGCGCGGGCGAGGGAGCUGGGGAACUCGGAGACAAGUCUACAGGACAUAACGGAAGGCAGCAACCACUGUCCGGUACAUCUAUUCAAGGAGCACGUAGAGCUAGAGAAAGAAAAACUGAAGGAGUUUAACGUUUCACGGGCCACGGAAGGGAUAUAUGAGUGUAAAGAGAAGAAGGAGGACGUAAAGUCUGAGGACGAGGACGCACAAAGCAAACUGAAGCAGCGACGGAGCAGGACAAACUUUACUCUGGAACAGCUCAAUGAGCUGGAGCGCCUGUUCGACGAAACGCACUACCCCGACGCAUUCAUGCGGGAAGAGCUGAGCCAGAGGCUGGGACUGUCAGAGGCGAGAGUGCAGGUUUGGUUUCAAAACAGAAGAGCGAAAUGUCGAAAACAAGAAAACCAGAUGCAUAAAGACACCUCUUCAUACUUUCCAGGUGUCACUCUGGGAAUUGCCAGUCAUCUGGAUGCCUGCAGAGUAGCUCCAUAUGUCAACAUGGGAGCGCUACGGAUGCCUUUUCAACAGGUCCAGGCCCAGCUCCAGUUGGAGGGCGUGGCUCACUCCCACCAUCACCUGCACCCUCACCUGGCGGCGCAUGCACCCUACCUGAUGUUCCCGCCUCCGCCCUUUGGACUACCAAUCGCCUCUCUCGCGGACUCAGCCUCUGCAGCGGCGGCCGUGGCGGCGGCUGCCAAGAGCAACAGCAAGAACUCUAGCAUCGCUGACCUCCGACUCAAGGCAGGACUUCUGCGGGGCCAGUGGCUCAGUCCACUCCAGGCACACAUCACAAGUCCAGGACCGUACAAACACAUGUGGAUGUCUGUCUGAGCCGAGGGCCGGGCCGGGCCAGGCCAGACCGGGAGACUUUAGAACAAAGCAAACUGGCAAAGCAGGCAAGCAGGGUCAAAUACUAGAGCCUCACUGAUGCCGAUGCCGUCACGUUGACUUUACAGACUAUUGUGUGUUUGGGAAAAGACACUGACACCACGAGGCAUCGGACUAAACAUUACACAAAAAAAAAACAAAAAUGAAGAAAAAAAGAGAAAAGAAAUGGCCAUGUUCUCUGUGUAACCACUGUGUUGUUUCCUGCCGUUGCCCAGUGCAUGAGUUCUAUUGGAGGACUGCAGACGUAUCACGGAGGCUGGCCAUGUUGUAUCCGACCUAACACCCCAACUCUGUUGUAUCACUGCCAUUCAAAAUUCCCACUAUAUAUACUCUCAUCCACAAAGUCAAAGAUCAUUGGGGUUUGAUUUCCUUGAAACUGUGGACUGACAGGAAUAGGCUAAUCUAAUCCCUUACUUUCUGCUUUUGGAGGAUGGAAAGUGUAAAUGUGUUUUGCUGGGAAUGAGUCCAAAAUAAGUUUUUUUUGCUGUUCUCCUCACAUUGUUCUCUCUCUCUCUAGCUUUCUUUCUUUCUGUUUAUCGUGAUGUUUCUUGGGAAUAGAAGUGAAGAUAUUCUUUGCACUUCAGGUCUUGUAUGUGGGAGUUUACAAACAGCACUACAAGCAGAUACUACUUUACUAAAUGAGGGUGGGGAAAGGAACCGAUUUGGGUUUUUAUCAUGUCAUCAAAAAGAGACGUUCACAAAACGUUUAGAAGGAUAAAGGGUAUAACUGCAAUUUUUUGUAAUUUUGAAAAUAUGAAGGAAGCAUCAGUUAAACUGAAAUGCAAUUGUGCGCAGUUUAAGUGCAAUACUGUAAAUAUGAAGAAAAAAGAGAGAAAAAGCAGUUAAUUGUUAGAGAUAAACAAAUGAUUUGCAGUGAUUUGUUUCAGGCACUGAUAAAUCCGUGUGUUGAAUUUCUUUGCCAAACAGACCCGUUUUUUCUAAAGCAUUGUAUAUUAUGUUAUGUUGCGAACUCAUCCUCAAUCAUGUGCCAUAACCCCAGAAAUGCAAUGGUUUUCAAACAUAGUUUUGUACACAUCAGGAAACUAUAAUAACUUGUUGAGGUAGACAUGAGCACCUGGGUUUGAUGCUGAAAUUAAUAACUGAAACUAGGAUCUGAAAUAAUUGAUCAUAAUCUAUUGCAUUAACAUGAGACAAAGCAUUAUGUCAAAUUCCACCAAAGAUUCUAACAAAUGUUACAAUUGAUGUUAUAGGAAAAAUAAAACCAUGGCAGUGUUAGGCCUGUACAUGUCAAACUUGCAUUUAUUUGCAUGUUCAUGUUGCAAUUUCAUGGUUUAACAACCCGAAUAAAUAAUGCCUACUAGCAAGUAUUAUAUUUGAAACAUUUGCAAAUUCAGAGGAUAAUGUUUUGUGUCAUUGAGAAGCAGAUCCUAGUAAGGUCUACCUCAAACAAUGUUUUACCAACACUUUCUCUGUUCUCAAACCACCAUUUACAGUUAUUUAGCAAUGUCUCCAUUUUAAAUUAAACACAUGGGUGCUUUUAUUUAUUAUUUUUGUCUGAAAGUUUAUACAAUUAAAAAAACAGUUGAAAUACAAGUGUACAUUUUGACAUGGCUUUGCAUUUAUUUUUAUAUGUUUUUUUAAAUGUUACAUUUGCAACGGGAGUUGCGUGGCUGUUGUGCAUUGUUUGCCUAAAAUGUAGCGUGUCAGCGUUUACAAACAUUUCAGGGAUGGUUGAAUUUGAUUAAGCUCCAUUGAAUUUGUUAUGCCUACCACAAGUAUUAUCAUUUCAUAUGCAAGCAUGCCUAAAACAUGAUUCACUAUACAGUUUGUAUUUUUUCCCUUUUGAUUCACAAAAUAUGAAUGUACAAGUAAACUACCAAUAAAGUUAUAAAUAUUUGUA